Messenger RNA from Ylistrum balloti, 1440 nucleotides. RefSeq names its product acetylcholine receptor subunit alpha-like. Gene Ontology annotation, biological process: nervous system process; signal transduction; chemical synaptic transmission. Gene Ontology annotation, molecular function: transmembrane signaling receptor activity; neurotransmitter receptor activity; extracellular ligand-gated monoatomic ion channel activity. NCBI's taxonomy places the organism in Eukaryota, Metazoa, Mollusca, Bivalvia, Pectinida, Pectinidae. Bases 1 to 1440 code for a protein of 479 amino acids. Gene Ontology annotation, cellular component: neuron projection; membrane; synapse. The record is from RefSeq and is a predicted model, not a curated record. The transcript has a single exon.
AUGUCUAGCACAGAGGUAUAUACAUGUAUCUUUGCUAUUGUGCAGGUUAUUUCCUCCACACGCACCAAGCCGAAUGUGUACAUGUUAACUGUGUCGGCCUUGGUUCAGAGUAUAAAUGCCUUCAUGCAGGUUGGAAACAUAGACAGUCGAACACAUCAAGGUUCUAACCAACAUGUUUGUAGAGGUAAACUAACAUUUUUUCAUUUCUUAGUCUUCAUUAUUGCCGCAACACGUGGCACCAGCUUACCUGAUAAUACAGAAAGGACCCUCAUUGAGAAAUUGCUGAGAAAUUAUGACGUCAAUGCACGCCCAACGUCUAACCCGCAGGAUUCUGUUCAGGUACGCGUGGGCUUCGCGCUGGACGGGAUCAUCCAGGUUGAUGAAGAAUCCCAGACCAUAACAUCUACAGGUAAAGUCACGUUCGUGUGGAACGAUGAGUAUCUAUCAUGGAAUGAAACCACAUAUAGAGGAGUGAAAAUGUUAGCCCUUGAUAGAUCACGCGUUUGGUUGCCCGAUGCUGUGAUUCCAAGCAGAAAUGGCGGCGAUUUCAUCAUUAACGAAAGCAAAGGAUAUGUGAAUGUCAACUCUGGCGGUCAGCUGACAUUGACAUCUCGUGGGACGUUCGUCACUUUCUGUAGUAUGGCUAUGACAAAGUUUCCAUAUGACCAACACAAGUGUUCUAUUAUUAUAGAACCACAUGUUUCAACGAGCCAACAACAAACAUUUUCUGCCAUGAAGAAAAACAGCACGUCUUCGUUUCAACAAAUUACAACAUGGUCAUUUCUGCGUGAUUCAUGGUCAUGUUCGGUCAAUGGUCAAUCGGACUUGACUCGGUACAGCACGUGCAGGCUCCUAUUUACGGUUACGAGGGAAGGCGAACGUCGUUUCAUUAUCUCAGCCAUUCUACUGAUAGUGUUAUCCAUAAUGAGCUGUUUUGUUUUCUUUUUGUCUGCAAAAACAAUGGAGAAAAUGGUGUUUAUAUUGGUUGUUUUCGUAGCUUACACAUUCGUGUUUACCUUUAUCCAGGAAUCUUUCCGAGAUACAAUAAACGGAUACAGUUAUUUGUAUAUAUACUUUGUUACAGAGUUUGGCAUUAUAAGUUUAAUGUCCAUCAUCGCCAUCUUUACUAUAAACAUUACAUGUAAAGAUGAUUUGAAUAUUCCCCCUUGUCUAAGGUGUCUUGCAAGGGUCGUCACAUGUAAAUUGAAGAAACACGUCAACGUUAUCAGCUCAGAACGAAAUGACAUCAUACGGGCCCCGGGGGUAGACAUGGCGUACAAAAACCGGACCGGAAAGUUCAGUGACAGUUCCGGAUCUGAAUACGUCUAUGAAAUCACAUGGGUGGAUGUAGCGGCUGGAUUGGACAGACUGUUUUUUAUUCUGUUUUUAAUUGUAAAUAUUGUUCUACCUGUGAUCGUGUUCAAUAUGAUCAAUUCUUGA